CACUGCUCCCCAUUCCCUAAUUCAAAAUGGCGGUGCCGAAAGAGAAGGACUUUAUGCCGCGUCUGGCUUCUUGCCGCAUCUUGGUAGUUGGUGCCGGUGGUAUUGGCUGUGAAUUACUGAAAAAUCUGGUAUUAACUGGAUUUGAGGAUAUAGAAGUGAUUGACUUGGAUACAAUAGAUGUGAGCAACCUGAACAGACAGUUCCUUUUCCAAAAGUGUCAUGUUGGGAGGAGUAAAGCUGAGGUUGCCAAAGAGUCAGCCCUCAGGUUUAAUCCAAAAGCAAAGAUAGUGGCUCAUCAUGACUCAGUGUUGAAGCCGAAAUAUGGAGUGCCGUUCUUCAAUGAAUUCACUAUGGUUAUGAAUGCACUUGACAAUCAAGCUGCUAGAAACCAUGUUAACCGUCUUUGUCUUGCAUCUGAUGUUCCAUUAGUGGAAAGUGGCACAGCAGGUUACCUUGGACAAGUUACAGUAAUCAAGAAGGGGCUUACUGAAUGCUAUGAGUGCCAGCCCAAAGCAGCCCAGAAGACGUACCCAGGUUGCACUAUCAGGAACACUCCCUCAGAGCCCAUUCACUGUAUUGUGUGGGCCAAGCAUCUGUUCAACCAACUUUUUGGAGAAGCUGAUCCAGAUGAAGAUGUUUCACCAGACUCUGCAGACCCAGAACUUGUGGGUCAGGCAGGCAAGUCAGCUCUACACAAUUCUUCAGAAGACCAAUCAAAAGCAAGCACUACUCAGGAUAGCCAAUCACCUUCCAAUGGCAAUGUUGUGAGGGUAUCUACUCGUGCCUGGGCAAGUUCUCAUGACUAUUGUCCAAAGAAAUUGUUCUCCAAGUUGUUCUCAGAAGACAUCCUUUACCUGCUCUCAAUGGAAAAACUAUGGGAAAACAGACGACGACCAACCCCUUUAACUUGGGAAGGGGCAGGAACUAUGGAUGAGGAGAAAGAAGCUAAGAAUGACAAAGGUGGCAUAGCAGAUCAGCGAUUGUGGAGUGUGAAGGAGUGCCAAGAGAUUUUUUCUUCUGCUGUUCAAAGCAUAAGAAAAAGACUUGGGGGUGAAGUGACAGAACUGGUGUGGGACAAGGAUGAUGAAAGCAGUAUGGACUUCGUGUGUGCCUGUGCAAAUCUGAGGGCACAUAUCUUUGGCAUUCAGAGGAAGACAAGAUUUGAUGUGAAAUCCAUGGCUGGUAACAUCAUCCCUGCCAUUGCCACCACUAAUGCUGUGAUUGCUGGACUUAUAGUAUUGGAAGGACUGAAGGUGUUAGCUGGUGAAUUUGGAGCAGCCCGAACUACGUACCUGAACCGACGACCAAAUCCCCGUCGACGGUUGCUGGUGCCAUGUGCACUGGAUCCACCACGGCCGCAGUGUCUUGUGUGUGCUCCACGACCUCGAUUAGCCUUAAAGCUAUCUGUAGCUCAUACCUCAGUGGGAGCUCUAAAAGACAAAGUGCUGCGGGGUGCCUUAGCCAUGGCAGCCCCGGAUGUUGAAGUUGUAGAUGGCAAGGGCACCAUCCUUAUCUCAUCUGAAGAAGGGGAGACCCAAGAAAAUAAUGAAAAGAUGUUGAAGGAAUUCAACAUUGUGGAUGGAACCCAGCUUAACUGUGAUGACUUUUUGCAGAACUACAACAUCCUAGUGGACAUUAUUGACUGUGACCAGUUGAAGGAUGGUGCUGAGUUCGAGGUAAUUGGUGACCCUGAGCAAUUGAAGAAAGAACAAGCAAGAGAACAGGAAAAGAAGGAAGAAGAACAAAGCUCUUCCUCAACAUCUGCAACAACACCAGCUACAUCAUUAUUUCCACCAACUGCAGUCCUGGAGGAUGAGGAUGACUUGGUGUGCCUUGAUGAUGUAGUCGUGGAGAAGAAGAGGAAAGUUGAUGAAAGAGAAAAAGGAGAGGAUGAGCCUCCUGUCAAGAAGGCCCGAAGUGGUGGAAAAACAGAGGAAGAAGAGGAGGUAAUGGUACUAGAGUGAAGAAAGAAAGGACUUCCAUAUAUAUAUAUAUAUAUAUAUAUAUAUAUAUAUAUAUAUAUAUAUAUAUAUAUAUAUAUAUAUAUAUAUAUAUAUAUAUGUCUGAUGAUCAGAGCUCUGUUGUUAAUCUCUGUAUACAAUGCUUAAGUUAUAAAAAGAAGAAAUCUUAAAAUCAUGAAUAAUGCAGGCAUUGGAUGAAGUAUGGAAAUGAAGUCAAGAUUAAUUUUCUUUAAGUUGUAUCUGAAGAAAGAUGGGAGAAGACUUAGAUGAAAGUAAACAAACUAAUAAAGUAAAGACAUACAAAAUCUGAGAGUACAAGAUAGUCUGUUCCUGUAAAAAUAAGCAAAAUAAAAAUGUGAGAAAAUUCCAGAUUUCAGAAAAUCAGGAUAUGUUCUAGCAAUUUAUUUCAUACAUCCAGCUUAGCUCAGCUGAGCAAAGAGAUUGCUUGCCGUUUCAGCAACUGUGGUUAUAUGUGUUGCUCUUGACCUAAUUUUGGAAGCUGAGGUGCUCCCAUGCUAUCUUUGGAUAACUAAGAAAAUAGAGAAAUAGUGUUAACUAUUGACUAGUGAGAUGGUUACAUCAUGUUGAAAGGAUUCAAUUAGGAAAGACAUAAUAUUUUUGUUCAAUUUUUUUUUUUUUUCCAAUUUUGCCUGUUGGCAGAAAUAAAGUCUGGUACACAAUGUGACACAGGGUGAUACAGUGCAAAAUUUCAUAUUUUAGAGAACCCCCUCAUUAGGAUGCAAAUCAGCAUAAGUUAACCUGCAGAAUUCCCUUGUAGUCACAUUCGUAUUUCCACUAUACCUUUGACAGGAGGACAUGUCUGUCCUGUGUUGCAAAGAAAAGGUGUGGUGGAGGGAAGCCACCAUGUAGUUAAUUGAUCUAUAUAAAAAGUCCAGUCUAUAUGCCCCUGGUAGUAGCAAAAACCCUCCAUGAAUUGUUCAACCUGGUGAUCCUUCUAAACAAGGUGAGAGUUAUAUGAUCAACAGGCAGUUCCCAGCAGGCAACUACCUUUUUUCUGGACACAGGUUUGCUCUCCAGUCUUUGCCCAGUAAAUGGUGUAGAGAUAUGGUAAGAGUGUUUGCACAGUGGGCAACUUCACUUUGUCUGGACAGGGCUUAAGAGCAAUAGCUGCUAGGUACAUACUUCCACCUCCAUUCAUUGUCCUAUUUGCAUCAUCUUCCUGAUUCUUUUGUUUAUCUUUUAAGAUGUAGAAGAAAAAGAAGAAGAAAGCCUGUGAUGUCAGUCUAGUACACAUUUACUGGUCUCAUUUACCUCCAUAAUUUUCCUCAUUAUUGCCAUCAUCAGCCAGUUGUAUAAUAUCCUUUAACUUUGUCACUUCCAAUCCUUCCCAACAACUCCAGAGAUCAUUGACCAUUCUUAUAAUUCUUUUAAUUAAUGGUUAAACAAUAAAAGCAUGUUGCCUUGUGGUGAUGAGCCAUAUCAACAUGAUCUCUAAGCUAAAUUGGUCAUUGCUGCUGAACACAAAUCGGCAGCUGAAGUAUGCCUAAUGUCAGGUCUCCUCUUAAUUUGAAUGACUUCAAGACUUGAGAGUUGUGAGGAAAGAAAGCUUAAAUUUAGGACAUCUUUUAUUAUUGUUAUAAUUUACAAGCUAGGUAGUCUAUGCAACUCAUUUAACCACAAUUCCAUAUUGAAAGUCUUAAAAGUGUUAUAACUGUUUCAGUGUAUUGUGCAUUUUUAUCCAGCUUUGAAUGAACUUUUUUAUCAUGUUGUUGUAGGGGUGUUGUGAUGUGUUAAUCAGUGUUACUUGUAUUCAAAAGAGUGCUUAAAACAGAAAUUCAUUUUGUUAUUCGUGAUUAUCUGUAGAUCAAGUACAGUACUGACCACUUCUUUAUACUAUGUAAGAUUUUAUAGUAUAAAUAUUUUUUGUAUUGAAACUAAGAAUAAAUGUCAGGUUAAUA
Molecule: messenger RNA, 3880 nt
Organism: Portunus trituberculatus (swimming crab)
Lineage: Eukaryota; Metazoa; Arthropoda; Malacostraca; Decapoda; Portunidae
Gene: Uba2
Product: SUMO-activating enzyme subunit 2-like
Exons: 13
Coding region: 27-1964 (645 amino acids)
Biological process (GO): protein sumoylation
Cellular component (GO): cytoplasm; SUMO activating enzyme complex
Molecular function (GO): SUMO activating enzyme activity
Source: RefSeq, a predicted model, not a curated record